CAGUAACUUCUCAAAGCGAUAACCUUUAAGUGUUUAUUUAUCCUAGUUGCGUUAAGAAUUGGAUUCCAGUCUUGCAGCGGAAUUCUAUCUGCAUUACAGUCGACAGUUUCGUCUCCCAAGUUGGCUGUAACGACACUCAACGGACAACAACCUUGUAAAGCACAGAGAUUUUCGUAACAACUCUUGAAGUCAACGGCAUUCUGUUGUCGUUGCCGGACAGUUUCAAUCAUUUUCUUUAUAAAAUUGCAAAAGAUUGCGCUUCAGAAAGCAAUUUCCAGUUAUUUUUUUAAGGUAUUUAAAAUGAAAAAGUACAGUUUGCAUUAUUUUUGAAAAAUGGCGCCGAGUUGUUUAUGUCGUGCAUUGGGAAUGGUAACUAGUUUUUAAAUAAAUUCAAUAUGGCGACCAGGAGAGGAGUUGGAAUAAUUUUUCGGCAAUUUUUGCGGCAAACAAAGAACAACCGAAUAAACACAACUAUAAUUCCUACUGCAUGUUAUAGUACUGACAAGGAAGAAAUUACUACUAAUCCAUUUUUUGAAAAAUAUGCUGGGAAAAUCAAACGUGCCCAAGGCAGUGAAAGGUGUGUAUGUGUACUACUGCACUGUCACCACUGACACUGUCACCACUGACACUGACACUGCCACUACUGACACUGCAGGAAGACAGGAAGUAUACAAUAUAAUAAGGGGGUGAUUUACGUUUGGAUUCAUUAACCAAACAUGCCAUGGUGCUCACCACUAUCUGGGCAUGCUCAUUUGACCAACAAAAUCCAUGCUUGGUGACUGUUGGUGUGCUAUAUUAUGCAAGUACACUGGUCAGAAGUCAUAUAACCAAAGUGUAUUAUUAUUACCAUAUUGACCAGUAUAUACCACCAUAUGGUAUUUAGUAAAGUAGCAGAAUACUUAGGAGUUUUUAACUGGCCCUAAAAACUGAAUCUUCAAUGGAGUUUUGAAACUUACUCAUCUCAUCAGAAGUUUCAAUGCAUCCAAAAUGAAGUUGUUUGAGUAAAUUUACUACUAAAAAUUAAAAAUAUGAACAACCACAUGCAAUUUAUUUUACAACACAAGAAAACCACGAAAAGAAUACCCACACAUCCUAUAUAGCUUAUUGCAGAGCUUCCAGGAUGAUGUAGCUUAUUAUGGAAUUUGUGUUGCUUCUACCCUGGGAAUUGUGUGCAUGAAAAAACAGGUUUGGUUUCCAUUGGUAAUGGCAGGUGUGGUUUCCACUGGGAAUAAUAGAAAAUCCUGUACAUUCUGGUAAAGUUUACUGCAAUAUGUGAUAUGCAGGUUAAAUAUUCAAAAAUACAAUGUAUCAUUGAUAAUGAUCCGUAACGCUUUGUGGUUCUUUUCACUCCCUCUUUGACAUGCAUCAACUUGAUCUAUGCCCAUUGAUGUUGAAAGGUGUCAAUUGCAUUUAACUAUAUGUAGCAAUGACAAUCCAAAUCAAAGCAAGACAUCAUCUUCAAACUUCUAUGAGAAUGCUCUGGAUGAAGAGCUUGAGAAUUUUAAAGCAAAAUCCAAGAAGGUAAAUGUACUGUAAAUUAAAACAAUGUACUGUAAAUAAUAAUGUUUAGCUUAUAUUUACAAUACAAGUUUCUCCAUUAUAUUUUAAAAUAAUUUGUGUGUGUCAGAAGAUUUUUAAUUAAGAUCUUGUAUUGACGUCAUAUGCAGCUGAUCCUUUUGACCUUAGUAUAAUCUUUUGUUUGUUUGUAUACUGUAGUUAGCUCCUAUUUCAGGCAUUGGUCCUAUGGCCAUGUGUUAUCUUAGAAACUAUACUAAAGUUUAAACUCUAAACAAAGUAUUAAAGUGAAUAUAUUUAAACUAGAUUCUACAGCCAAGCCUAGAACUUCAGUAAGAGCUGUCCUUAAUUCAUCUUGUGUUUCUGGAAGAGGAAAACGGAGUACAAAGUGGAGAAGUGGCUGUCUAGCUGGGAACUCUCUUCUCACAGACAACUAAGCCGAAAUUAUAUAAAUCAUGCAAAGUACUGCAGAGUAUGGCAGUUUUUGAAUGCAAGUUUGUAGACGUAUUUCUGUCUGAAAUUUAUUCGAAUGUGCACUAAAAUUGGUGUUAAUGUUAAAAAAAUGCCAAUAAUAUGCAACAAACACUAGUUGUAUAGACAACGAUAUAGUUAUUCAAGUGUGCAAAGUUAUUGGACAAAAAAUCUCGUGUGUGCACUUGCCAUACUCUGCAGUCAGGAAUUUAUUGAAUUUAUUGCAAACAACUACACAUUCCAGAAUUUGAAGAGACGCGCAUAAACAAAAAUAUCUGACGAAGACGUUUACAAGUACUAAUAAUAUACAUGAAAAAAUUUCUCAAUUCUGAUUGGCUAAGAGCAGUGCAAUUUUUUCGAAAUACAGUGCCGAAAAAUGAAAUACAGUGCAAAAAAAGAAAUACAGUGCAAAUUUCUUAAUUUUUUAAAUUUUCUUAAUUUUUUAUUUUUCAAAUUUCUUAAUUUUCUUAAUUUCUAAAUGUGACCAUGUUACUUACGCACGUGAAUCUUUUCAUGUAUAUUAUUAAUAAGUAAUAGUAUGGUUCCUCCUUUUUAUCAUUGUUUUAUUAUUUAAUUUUUUUUUCACUAUUUGAGCUAGUUUUGCGAAACCGUAUCGAACUCUAACGGCUCAGUGUGAACAGACGUAAAACGCGGCGUCAUUAUUUCGCUCAGUGUCAUUAUUUCGCUCCAACGUAAUAUGAACGCAUUCUUAGAAUUUAUAUAUUUAGUAUUCAUCACUUCAGUUGUAGAUUUUGCAGACAGAUGUGCAAUGUAAUUAUAGGUAAUAGUAUGGUUUCGAGUGCAAUUUGGAAAAAACAUACACGAGUGAAUUUUUCAAAGACUAUACUGUAUCAAAAUUGCACGAGUCCGAAGGACGAGUUACGAGUACAAUUUGAAGUCUUCGAAAAACUCACGAGUUUAUGUUUUUUUAAAUUGCAUAAUAAAACAUACUGAAGUGGAGCAAGACAAAGACAGUGACACUGUUCACACGACACCACCAAGCGCUCCGUCAUUCGCGGUGUAUAUAAAAAAAUAUACAGUAAACAACCCUGGAAAAGAAAGAGAUUACAAAUUCCAUACUUUGCGUGAUUGCCUUGUAAGAUCCAAUACAGCAACACUCGUACAAAGUUAUGAUAAAUGCUUCGUUUCCAACUGAUUGUUAUCGUAGACAAUCUAGAGGAAUAGACUGGAAACAUCAAUGCAAAAAGUCGUCAUUCGCGACAUCCAUGAUAUGGGCUAUAAACCUAUCAAAACCGAACCUGUGAAACUUAAUAAGAGGAAUAAUGUUUUAUACAACUCUCGCUCAGAUCAGUCACUGAUCUAUAAAAAAACAGCGAUUGCGAUUUCUUUUUGGGCGUUCCUUUUAAGCGCCUGGGUACGAGUUGCCGAUUACAAUUACUGUAUUACAGCAAAAAUUGACAAUAUAGACUGCAAUGUUGUUGUCGAAGCAUCCAGUCAAAAUUUAGUCUGAUUCUCUGACAUCAGAUUGACGCAACUGUCACAUGUCUUUGACUUUACACUCUAAAACACUCUGGUUAAACCUGGUAACCUAGAAAUAGCCCUAUUUGGUUAACUUAAUAUUCCUGGUUAAAUUUCCAGGGGUUUUUUUUAUCUCACUUCUUACCAUUACCUGGUUAAUGUAACUAGGAAUUCAAAUCUGAUUAUAUUUGACCAGGACGUCCUGGUUAAAUAUAACCAGACUAUGGUAUUGUAGGUGGAUAAAUAACCAGGGGCCCAUGCUGGUUUCCUGUUAAAAAAGGUAUGAUUGUGACUGUACAUGCAAUAUCUUCGGCAAUAUCAUGGAUAGCACGUGCACCGCGCAAAACAAUGGCAUUUCCAGUCCAUUCCUCUCGAUUGUGAUUAUUGAUUACAAAGCCAACAUGAGAUAUUUGGUAACUUGUGUGUUUUAGACGAAAAGCACAAUCAGUCCAAAUUCUCGCAGUGGAUCACAGUCACUCUAUGGUCAAAAGGUAUCUCGUAUCUUAGUACUUAGCACUUUCCAGAGGACGACGUACGAACAGGACAAAAGUAGAACUUUAGUGAGACCGCGUCUGAAAUCCCUUCCGUGUAUCUCUAGAAUGCAGUCCGCUAUCUGUACUAUUCAGAUCGGUUCGAAAUAUUUUAUAAGUACGUAAAUAAGUAUAAAUAUUGAAUUGCGAAGGGCGCUCAACCUAAUCGAGUCGAAGGCUUUCCAACGGCUCCGGGAGACAUUACGACUCAUAUCUGAUCACGCAGCACAGCUACGGUGGAAGGGUGAGUUCGUGGCUUAUUCCAACCUGUGACAGGAAUCCGCAGAGUUGACCCGGAAAAAAACCACGACUUUCAGUGGACCGUAGCGUUGACAGACACUUCUCACAUACGUGUCAUGAGUCCGCAGAAGGAAUCGAACCCACGACCUCGGAGGUGAAUCGAAGCCCUUACAUGCAUGAUUCAUCCCAAUCCAAAUUCGUUCCGGAGAAAGUCACUUCGGUCUAGCGGACAGGACGACUUCAGACUAGUUGGUCUCAACAAUUUGUCAUACUGUACAAAGAGCGCCUAGGCACAACAGUAUAUCUGAAACAAAAUAUCACACUCUGACUUCGUGCCAGUCUAAUGUAAGUAGUUUCAUGUAAAUUAAUUGUGUCGCUCUGAAAUGUGAUGGCAAUAAUUUGGUAUUAAAACUCAUGGAGAUUUUCUUUUUACUUCCGUUAGAGCCUGGAUGCCAUAAUGAAUUUAGAGAAAGUUAAAGAGGAAAGUGCUAGUACAAUAGAAGAGGUAACAAUUUAGGCUGGAUAUUUUUAGAUUAACCAGUAAAAUUUCCUGGGAUGCUUUCAGUCUUUAGAAUUUACUAUACUACUUGUACGCAUAGUCAACAUCGGGCAGAAUAUACUGAUUUUUUGUGAUUUAUGAAUUUUAAUUCUAACCUUAAAAGUCAUAAUUCUGAUGUAAUUUGUGCUGGUGGCAAAAAGUGAAAGUACUGUGAACAAACUGCUUCCCCUUCAUCCAAUGAAAAUAGGUUAUCUCACCUGUUUAUCGUUUUUCAAUCUAUUUACAGCUGUGGAGAGAAUAUCAUAGGGACAAGGAUUCUGUUUCUGCUGUUAUACCUGUACGUUAAGGCAUACGUCGUGGAUAUAGUCCUGUAACGUAUUCAAAACCAUGUACCAUUUAUAUUCACGUCUAUAUGUAAACCUUUUUGGUUCUCAACUGUUUUACUUCCCAAAAGUGUUUUUACUUUCUAAAUUUUUUAUAAAUAAAUCUUAAUACCCUUUUGGUUAUAGGCUGAGAUGUAUGAUAAAAUACAAGAAAGAGCCAAACAAUACCCAAUUGUAAGUAGUGUAUAUAUAGUACAGAUUUCGGAGUAAAUUACUAUUUCAAUUCCAGUCUCUUACCCACAUGCAAGAAGAAAUCUGCAGGCCAGCCAUCUGCGCGCCAAGACAAUUCCCUAGUCACUAAGCGAUAGGUCUUUUUCCCUUUGGGAGCUUAGAUUUACCCUAGGAGAGAUUUUUUUAAAACAGUAAAGAGGGUGCAAGUAUAUAUUGAGUAUAUCGUUUUAUGUUGUGUCAGGACGAUAUAAUACCAUAAUCUUCUCUCUUAAGCCCCCAGAGACUUAUUUUGAUAGAGAGAGGGCUUAAUAAUUUCUUCAUCUAAAAAGGGGGGCUUAUUGGAGAGGAGGGGCUUAAUAGAGAGAUUACGGUAUGUAUUUUGACAAGACUUGAAAAUCUGUAAAAUAAUUUGAUAUUUGUAUAGGUAAUAGUAUGGUUUCGAGUGCAAUUUGGAAAAAAACAUGCAUGAGUGAGAUUUUCAAACGAGUUUUUCCGAGUCCGAAGGACGAGUGCAAUUUUGAAGUCUUUCUGUCUUUGAAAAACUCAACUUAAUUUUUCAAAUUGCACGAGAAACCAUAUUAUUACAUGAAAAAAUUGUACAGUCACGUGCGUAAGUCACAUUUAGAAAUUAAGAAAUUACGAAAAUUAAGAGAUUUGAAAAAUAAAAAAUUAAGAAAUUUGAAAAAUAAAAAAUUAAGAAAAUUAGGAAGUUUGCACUGUAUUUCGAAAAAUUUGCACUGCUCUAGCCAAUCAGAAUUGAGAAUUUUUUUCAUGUAUAUUAUUAGUACAGCAUAUUCAGUUUAUCUCAGUCUGUCUCUACACUCGUGCAUUAAAUUUCACAACCGUGAUUUCAGAACAUUAUUUUCAGUUUAUCUAUCCCAUUCCACGCAAUGAAGGAUAUGAAUUGAUGGUUGGAGAGUUUUUAGAAGAUCAAGUUUACUUAACAUCAGUCAUAAAUUAUCAGGUACGUCACUCUGCCGUAUUCUGGGUACGUAUGUUAUACAAAACUUUAGCUUUCAUUUGCCAACCCAGGAUAUUAUUUAAUAUACAACAUUGCAGUUCAUGUGGAAAAUUAACGCCUGUAUUCUAAAACUCACACUCAAUGAGUGGAGGUUCAAUCUGAGCUUUUCUUGAGUGUCAAUGCUGUUUUUGAAUAGCUGGAGGGUGAGUAGUCAUAUAGUAAGGUACGACACUAACCCUGCAGCUAUUCAAAAACAGCAUUGACACUCAAGGGAAACUCAGAUUGAACCUCCACUCAUUGAGUGUGAGUGAGCUUUUAGAAUACGGGCGUAAGAUUUACUACAUGAAAUGAGAUCCUGCCUUACUUCACCAACCGACUCAUUCCAUUUAGUUAUGUACAUGUACUCCAAUUAACUGGUAUGUAUUGGUUUUCAUUUUUAGACACUGGGAGAGAACUCCCCGUGGCUCAUUGCUUUUACGCAUUUUACAGAACUAAAAGAGAGCAAAGGUGCUGUGAUUUUGUCGUGCUGUUAUAUCUUAAAUACAGGGCAUGUACAUGAUUCUGUCGCCAAGUCUUCGUCCACAGGGGAGCGGAUUAAUUCGUGGCCGUACUCUAACUUGCACGAUUUUGCUAAUAAGCCAUUUCCGAAUUACGGUCGAAUGUCCAUAGACAACGGCGUGAGCACGAGGCUUCGUGCUAAAUUGUAGUGCUUCUAUAGAAAAUUAGCACCGAGCCUUGACUUGGGGUUUUUGUUGGAGCGAAAUUCGUCAAUGGUAUAUUGCGUUAACAGGAGGACGCAUGGGACGGGACGAAUUGGAGCAUACCUAACCGUACGAAUUUCCUGCGUGAACAAAUGUAACCGAGCGAGUUAGCCUUACUCGCGCUCGGUUUAUCCACCAUUUUGGAGAUAUUGGUUCUCUAUCUUGAGAGUGUAAACACCGCGAAAUGUGAAUUUUUGUAACUGUGGUUGUGUGUAUUAUGGUAAAUGUACAACUUUGUAAAGUCGCUUUUCAUUCGUUUUAAUCGUGUAGAUCACGAGGGAAGGCAGUACCCAAAAAUGGCGAAUACUGGCCCGUGUGAGAAAGGGAAAUUGCGUACGGUUCCAAAUUCGUCCUGUCUCGUGUUAACAUAGUCUACAUGCAGCAAGCGCAUUAAGUCACAUCAUCAUUAUCAUCGUCAUCAUUUCUGUGACACAGACUGUUUUCCAAUAGACCUUAUAUGCAUAAUGACGACACAAGGCUUGAUGCCCGCGAGGAAUGCUGGUCUUAGUAGUCAUCGCCCAGGAGAAUUAAACAAUUCAAAAUGGCCACUAUCGAAAUUUUCCCGGGCGAUGACUACUAAGACCAGCAUUCCUCGCGGGCUUGAUGCCUUGUGACGUGAUUAUGCAAAAGAUCUACUGAAGCAUAUUUACAAUGCAGCCUAUACUCCACCCUAUAGGACUGGCUUUGGCCUAACUUGGCUAGCGCUGAUUGGCUGAUAAAACUAGUCGACCAUGGAAUCGGUGAAGCAGGCCAGCCCUAGAUUUGUAGUAUAAACACGGCUUUGGUCUUGGGGACUUUGAAACCUUUUCAGCACUUCCUUGACGUGAAGAUUGAUGCCUUUUCUUGCAGGAAUUGUUUUAAUGGUAGCAGAAGUGGAUACAAACCAUCUUGUAAGUGCAGGACCAUCACCAGUGCACUGUGGGAAAACGAUCAAAGCCUUGUUAUAAGUCGCCCCAGUCUCCUGUGUGCUCGCGGUCAGAGUUAACUCGUGCUGUUAUUGAAAUUUCUAUCCUAAGAGCUAGUAAAAACUCCAAAUCAAUAUUAUCCUGAAUUACCAGUAAUUACCAACAUGUAACAAAAGUGUUCUAUUUUCCAGGCGACUCAUGAAGCAAUGUUUAUUGCAAAUCUAAUCCAACUUUACUAUGGCACAGAUGACGAAAACAAACUCUCCUUAUUGAAGACAUUUAAUUUAAAUCCUGAUCAAUUUAAUCAUAUGUCCGUGAUAGAGGAAAUGCAAAGAAGUACCGUUCAGGCUUCGGUCGACGAAUAAUUUAGUCGAUUGACUGUAUUCGUAAAAGUUACUCCCACAUGUACAGGUUAGGUAUGGCCUGGGGCAAUCCUGCACCUCCCUCCAUCUUUCCUAUAUUAACUGCGGGUUUUUUCAGAAGUCCAAAGACCAUUGAGGCCAAUUGAGAUCAUUCCCAGGCUCGUGUUAAACCAAUUUUAUUUGAAAAAAUUCUAAUUGUGGAACACAGAGAAUAUUAAAAUAAUUUCAUCUAAAUAAAAUAAAACAUCAUAUACAUAUAUGAUAUUAAUAUUUACACAAUUCCUAUCAACGUUCACGUUUCAAAAGGUUUUCUGUAAGUUCAACUAAAGCAUCUCUUUCUGGAGAAUGUCGAAGUUUCAUAAGUUGUCUUGUUGCUUCACGACUGUGUUGUCUUGCUAAACUCAUUGUUCUCUCUAUGCCAGUACUCUGAAAAUAUUUGAAUGAAAAUGUUUGAGUAACUGAAGAUUGUUAACUCGAUAAACAACAGUCUUUUGUAGGAGAUACUGCAGCCUAGACCUAGAGCCUUUACUCGGCAGGCGGCAUUCUAUUUGCAGGUUAAUCGACUUCAAUGACGUCACUAGGCGGGCCCCAAAGGUUCCAGUCUUUUUCGCGUGAAGAAGCGAUGAAAUGUAAAUAGAAGGGUCUACAGGCUGGGAGAUACUGUACAAUUAUCUGAAAAUACAAAAAGAACUUAGACAUUUCGAGUUCC
Messenger RNA from Paramuricea clavata, 8986 nucleotides. Lineage: Eukaryota; Metazoa; Cnidaria; Anthozoa; Malacalcyonacea; Plexauridae. The record is from the annotation of a GenBank genome assembly.